Messenger RNA from Anopheles funestus (African malaria mosquito), 1138 nucleotides. RefSeq names its product bifunctional peptidase and (3S)-lysyl hydroxylase Jmjd7 (gene JMJD7). The coding region runs from base 326 to 1105 and encodes 259 amino acids. Lineage: Eukaryota; Metazoa; Arthropoda; Insecta; Diptera; Culicidae. The transcript has 6 exons. Gene Ontology annotation, molecular function: 2-oxoglutarate-dependent dioxygenase activity. The record is from RefSeq and is a predicted model, not a curated record.
CAUAUAAACAAACCCUUCGUUUGACAACUAUCACAUAUGCUACAGCCGCGCGCAAUCUAUACAAACAGAACGCAGAAAGGUGCCUGGCGGGACAGUAUUUUUCUUUUAAUCGUGCCACACUUUUUCACUUGCAAAGCAUGAAUAAUUCGUUCCUGCGAGAUGCUUUCCAAGUUCUUACCAACGAAGCCAAAGAUUUGUUCCUGCCUGCCAGCAUACCGGAAACAUUCGGUAUCCCCAGCUCGCUGGAGUUUGUACGUGAUAAUGUAGCGAAAAAUCUUCCCCUGAUAAUGCGUGAAGCGAUAAACGAUUGGCCAGCGGUGGAGAAAUGGAAUUCGAAAUACUUUCGUUCUGCAGAGAAACGCUUCCCGGCAAGGAGGUAACUGUAGCGAUCACACCCAACGGAUAUGCCGACGGUUUGGCUUUUCACGAGGAGGAAGAAUAUUUCGUCCUUCCACUAGAGGAGAGCAUGUGCAUGGAGGAAUUCUUGGACGCUCUGGAUCAUAAAACCCCUGAUGCCGUACCUUACAUACAGCGCCAGAAUUCAAAUCUUACCGAAGAUUUCGAAGAGCUGUGGAUGGACGUUAAUGAAGGGAGUCUGGAUUUUGCAUCCGAAGCAUUCAACAAAAAACCGGAUGCCAUUAAUUUCUGGAUGGGUGACGAAAGGGCUAUCACAUCCAUGCAUAAGGAUCCGUACGAGAAUAUUUACUGCGUGAUUUCGGGAUACAAGGACUUCAUUCUGAUUCCUCCGAUCGAUCUGCACAAUGUACCUCGGCGUCAUUAUCCGAUGGGCAUUUACAUGCAAGAAAAUGACGACAAAAUAGUGAUCGAACCUAUUCUUGAUGAAAUAGGUAAACCACGGCUCAUCGAGUGGGUUAGCGUUGAUCCACUGGUGCCAGAUCUGGAACGAUUUCCAUGUUAUGCCGAUGCUACCACCUACGAAAUUCGGUUGAAUGCAGGUGAUCUGCUGUAUCUGCCAAGCCUGUGGUAUCAUCACGUACGACAAAGCCACAAAUGUAUUGCGGUUAAUUUUUGGUACGACAUGGAUUAUGAUGCGCGUUACUGUUUCUACAAAAUGAUGGAAAAGCUUUGCAAUUAUGGUCAAUGAAAAAUGAACGCGUGUGCGCGUUGUUUGCUGUUA